CGCAAAGCCAAGAAGGAAUCCGACGACGACGAUGAAGACUCGGAGGAGGAAAAGGCAGCGCCCAGCUCGCAAGGCGACGACGAUGUCAAAGAAGAAUCCGUCAAAGAGGAGGACGAAAAGGAAAAGAAUGGCAAGAUGCAAGUGGACGAAGCGUUGGACAAGUUGGACGCAGAGGCAGCUCAGCUCCUUACCUUGUUGGGUGGCCUUUGCAGUCGGACGUAUCCGCGUUCUACUGGUGAUGAAGUGCGAGAAAAAGACAAGACAAAGGUUGACCGACAAAAGGGCGAGCUUCGAGAGGAAAUGAACAAGAUGCAGAUUGUGGCCCGUGCAAAGGUCACGACAGACCGGGAUAUUUUGUUCUUUGGAGAUAAACAUGGACAGCUGGGAAUCUGGGAUCCUCGAGCCCUAAAGACAGAUGAUGAAGACGAGACAGCUGACGGUCAAUCUUGGAAAUUACAAGUACACUGGCCAGCGACUGCAAAGAGCUCGGUCAGCACCGUCAAUGCUUAUGACUGUACGAUACGAUGGACUUCGUUUACUUCUGGAGUCUCAAAGGAAGUUUAUGCGGUAGAGGAUACGUUAAUUUCAGGAUUCGAUUUCACAUCAUCUGGACAAGAAAUGUACAUUUCGGAUACAAAGGGUGGAGUCACCCAUUUGGAUUUGCGAGCGAGCCGCCAUGAAGCCAGACG
Messenger RNA from Acaulospora colombiana, 689 nucleotides. NCBI's taxonomy places the organism in Eukaryota, Fungi, Glomeromycota, Glomeromycetes, Diversisporales, Acaulosporaceae. The record is from the annotation of a GenBank genome assembly.